Myxozyma melibiosi is the source of this 1086-nucleotide messenger RNA. RefSeq lists its product as uncharacterized. The transcript has a single exon. The record is from RefSeq and is a predicted model, not a curated record. Bases 96 to 920 code for a protein of 274 amino acids. NCBI's taxonomy places the organism in Eukaryota, Fungi, Ascomycota, Lipomycetes, Lipomycetales, Lipomycetaceae.
AUUGCUAAUAAUUAUGUAUUCGGCCGAUUAGGGUUUCUGCCGGGCCACCUGCGAACGGCAGAGCUGCUGCAGACCUGCUCGGUGGUGAACAUAAGAUGAGGUUCAUUUCUGUCUUCUGCUCUUUCUUCUUGCUCUGUUCUGUUGUUUCUUGUGGUCUGUCUGCGGGUGUCGGAGACGGUGCAGAUGAGUCUGUCGUUCGCCGGGUAUCAAGAGACAAGUCCAUCGACCGGCUCAACCUGAUCUCGGACAUCAUCAUCUGCUCAACCGCCGUCUUUGAGUUCUUCAUCAAGGCAAGACUGCUGCCAUCUUGCUGGGGUCCAUACUGUGAUCAAAGCUCGGCUGGUGCUGCUGAACAAGGCGGUUUAGAAAAAAGUGUGAAGAGUAACUUUGUCAGGAACAGGAACAGCGCUGGCAGCAGCAGCAGUGGUGGUGACCCUUCUCUCGUCGUUCAGUUCACAACGCUGCAAGAAGCACUGAGCCAACUGCAGCAGCCGAUAGCACGUGAAGUACUUACUUAUCUGCCUUACUUCCACGUCAAGAAGUUCCUGGAGCCCACAAGCAUCAGCAUCGGCAGUCUCGAUAUAGUCCUCGCUGCCAGACACCAGCACCAGCACCAGCAGCUCUCGCUCUCCUCCUCCUCCUCGUCCGAGCUUUUUCCAGCAGAAGCCGACCUGACUCCGUUUUUUGACAACAUCCUCCAACUACUCAUGAUGAACUCCAGAACCGAACAUCAUUCGCUAUCUGCUCUGUUGAACACCGAACAAGGCGACGAACUGCUUCACCAUCUCAAGGCACUCGAGCUCGAGCACCCCGGCCAAUUCGAGUUCCACCACGGCCCCAACCACACCACAGUCACAAUCAGACACGCCCGAGUUGAUAUCCUCCGUCUCCUCUCUGUCUGUCGCGAACUGAGCUCAUGAUACUCUCUUCUCCUGUAGCUGUAGAUAAAUAAACAUCCUUAAUCUUUGCGGGGUCCAUCGGGUUAGGGUGCGGAAGUACGGAAGCGCGACCGCUUUUUAUCCGACGAAAGCAACGAAAUUCGUCCCCACAUCCGCCCGCUGCAACUCUGCCUCCUCCGAGUUUUUC